This is a messenger RNA of Mus musculus (house mouse), 689 nucleotides long. It is a transcript of the gene Mrpl42, whose product is annotated as mitochondrial ribosomal protein L42. Bases 134 to 562 code for a protein of 142 amino acids. Gene Ontology annotation, cellular component: mitochondrial large ribosomal subunit; mitochondrial small ribosomal subunit; mitochondrion. NCBI's taxonomy places the organism in Eukaryota, Metazoa, Chordata, Mammalia, Rodentia, Muridae. The record is from RefSeq and is marked validated. The transcript has 6 exons.
CGGCGCCUUUAGGACCCAGAUUGAAGCAAGAUGGCGAGCGCGCGGUGAGUAGCCGUGGAGGAACGAAAAUCUGUGUGCCUAGCAACAGCUUUCACUUCACAAUAUCGUUUUUUCAAAUCACUUGCUAAGGAUCAUGGCUGCGGCAGUAAAAUGGGCGAUAUCAAACAGAACUAUCUGGAAGCAUUUACUUCCAAUCCAAAACGGAGCUUUGUCUAGUGCUUGUCACAAAUCCACAUACUCUUCUCUUCCGGAUGACUACAAUUGCCAGGUGGACCUCGCCUUGACAGCCGACGGCAGGACAAUAGUGUGCUACCACCCUUCUGUGGACAUCCCCUACGAACACACCAAACCCAUCCCUCAACCAGAUCUUCUGCAUAAUAAUGAGGAAACCCACGAGCAGAUCCUGAAAGCCAAGUUAGAAGUUAGAAAGAGCAAGCAGCUGGAGCAAGGGCCCAUGAUAGAACAACUGAGCAAGGUGUUCUACACCACGAAGCAUCGCUGGUACCCGCACGGACAGUAUCACAAUCGUCGUAAGAAACUGAAUCCUCCCAGAGACAGAUGACGACUCAUGAUUCCCCGGACAUCGGGAAAUUUUGCUUUGUGUCUUAUUUGCCAGCUGAGAAAAUGUACAUGGUACCAUCAUUAAGGUGGUCGGUAUAUAGGAAAAAAUAAAAAUACCCUUUCAUGUA